AUGGCUGACCCAAGCCACAUCCAGUCAGCCGCCUCCAAGAGCAUCCGUCCCUUCCGCUCCAGCGAGGAGUACCUGGAGGCCAUGAAGGAGGACCUGGCCGAGUGGUUCAACACCCUCUACGACCUGGACAUCCAGGUGGACACCUUCCUGGAGAGCCUGGAGACGGGCUGCCACCUCUGCCGACACGCCAACAACGUCAACCGUAUCGCCAUGGACUUCCAGCAGCAGCACCCCGAGGUGGCCGCCCGUAUGCGCGUCCCCCAGAAUGAGGUCGUCUUCCAAGCCAAGAACGUGGUGCCUGGUUCCUUCAUCGCCCGGGAUAACGUCUCCAACUUCAUCCAGUGGUGCCGGCAGGACCUCGGCAUCCAGGACGUCCUCAUGUUCGAGACCAAUGACUUGGUGCUGAAGAAGAAUGAGAAGAACUUUGUCCUCUGCUUGUUGGAGGUGGCCAGGAGGGGCUCCAAGUUUGGCAUGCUGGCCCCCAUGCUGAUCCAGAUGGAGGAGGAGAUCGAGGAGGAGAUGAGGGACCAAAUGGCCUACGGCGUGCUGGGCACGCGCCAGGAGAGCCGGGACCCCCAGGUGCCUGCUUACCCCGGCAGGGCCCGGCCCAUUGCCCUCUGCGACCUGAAGAACCUGGAUGAGCUG
Molecule: messenger RNA, 645 nt
Organism: Balearica regulorum gibbericeps (East African grey crowned-crane)
Lineage: Eukaryota; Metazoa; Chordata; Aves; Gruiformes; Gruidae
Source: RefSeq, a predicted model, not a curated record